Messenger RNA from Pogonomyrmex barbatus (red harvester ant), 4481 nucleotides. It is a transcript of the gene Drat, whose product is annotated as Death resistor Adh domain containing target. Gene Ontology annotation, molecular function: oxidoreductase activity. The record is from RefSeq and is a predicted model, not a curated record. Lineage: Eukaryota; Metazoa; Arthropoda; Insecta; Hymenoptera; Formicidae.
CUCGUCGGAUGGACCCUUCUUCAUCAAAACUCAUCAGAACCUCACGAAGCUUCGUCCCGGCAAGUCGACACGCAGUCAGUAAUUUUCACGAGAAGGCGUGGGCUGAUUCGUCGCAUUUAACGAACGUGCUCCGACAAUUUCGUUGUGACACUAUUCGUGGGUCAUCCCUAGUCACCGGCGUCCUCAACGAUUGAUCUCCAAGAGAGAAGAUGAAUAAACUUUGUCGUCAACUCUCGAUCGAGAGCCCGAGCGUAAGCGGCCGGGAAUGUGUCUUCAGCUUCGACGUGCCCGUGCCGGAUGUGCCGGCUCACGGUGCCCGUAUCCGGGUGGUGUGCGCCGGUGCUUGUUACCAUCCCCGACGAUCGCCGAGUCUGACCAGCUUGACCUCGGUCUCGAGUGGCAGCAGCCUGGCCGCCGACAUAUCCGUGGAGAGUGAUCCCUAUCCGGUGUCUAUGCCGCAUCACGGAGUACGCGACGCCGCUCUAUUCCCCGGUUACGAGGUAGCCGGCAUAAUCGAGUCGUUUGGCACCGAGGUGCCCGAGGACUGCGAACUCGCCGUGGGCGAUCGCGUUAUUCUUUAUCCCUACGAUGGCAUCCCCAACGGCUACGUCGAAUACCUGGUUGUCCAUGAUCUCAAGUACCUGAUCAAGCUCCCGGACAACAUGUCACUUAGCGUGGCAGCCAUGCUACCGGCUGGCGCGCUUCUUGCCAUGAAUACCGUCUUCGCCGCACACGAACACGUGCAGGCAUUACUGAAGGAGAGAGGUGAAAACAGCGUCUGCAAGAUUCUGGUAGUUGGCACAGGUGGUCUGGCAUUGUGGGCACUCAGAAUUGCUUCGUAUCACUUUAGUAACAUGAGAGAUAGAGUGACUACUACGAUAGCUACUCUUAAAGAUGAGGGUCUUCUUAUAGCUCAGGAAUUCCAACGAGUGAGCGUGGUACAGUGGAACGAGGAUCUAUAUGAGAAACAACUGAUCGAACGCACAAUGGACGCCUGCGGUGGCCAGGUAGAUGUGGUGAUCGACUUUGGUACAACAUCGCGCAAUCUCCAUCGUAGCAUGCAGUGCUUAAACAAGGGCGGCGUAGUAUUUGUGAUCAAGGAGGUCGCCGAUCGGCUGUUACCCAAGUUCAGCCGACGAGCCGAAGAACGGCAGCACUCCAUCAAACCGGUAGAACCAGGCACGCUGGAGCAAUUACGCGAAUUGGUGCAACUAGUCGCUUCCGGUGACAUCGAACCACCUCCACAUACCGUAUAUCCCGCCGAGCAGGCCCUGGAUGUCGUCAAAAAGCUUUGCCAUUCGGAGAUCCAGGGCCGCGCAAUUCUUCGCUUCUAUCCUGCUGACUAGAGAAUUAGCCGCUGAGAGAUUUCUCCGCGAUCGCGGAUCAGGCGACAGAUUCGACGAUGAUGACCGAAAAAGCCGGCUCGAAUCAGAAUGAGAAUUUUGCUUGAUAGAACGCAAUGUGCUUGAUAGAAAUUUGAAUCUUGAUAGAGUUGAAGGGGACUGUCAAGUUCAAAAGUAGUUGUUUCAGACUCAGAGGGCCGAAUUUAGAUAAGCCGUUGACGAAAGGUGCUAGAGCGAUAGUUUGUGAAUGCAGGGAUAUGAUCUUUCGUAGAGUAAAACAUUAACUCAAAAGGAUCUUAUAAGAGUCGUAUAAAAUUCUACGGUAUAUCUUAUCACGAAUGAGAGAAAAAAAAUGAUGUCUCGGUCUAUGAUUAAUCAAGUAUUAACCUGAUUUGAUAAAAUCUUGUGAUUAAAUUUGUUGACCAAUUUGACUUCGUCGGAUAUUUUAUUUUAUAUUGAUUUUUUUUUAAUGUUGAGAAACUUAUCUUUGAAAGAAGAUACUCCUCGUAUAAUAAGUAAAAUCUUUUUCAAAGAGAUUUUUUUCCGUUGAUAAAAUAGAAACAGAAUAUAAUUUUUGCGUAUCAUUUAAUGAUUAAUAUCUUUUUUUUUAAAUCAUGAGUAAUUAACUCUUGCAAAUAGACAGAGAUAAUCAUAAGUCAAAUCGAGAUAACAGUUUAGAUAACAUAAAAAAGACGGCGUAAAGCUGCCGGUGGCGAUAGAAAGAUGUGUUUAUGUUAUAUAAGAAACGACGUUCUCCACUUUCCUUCAAAUCAAUGUCUAGUAUUUGUCGUUUCUUGAUACAAAAUGAGAUCCAAGAUAACAUUAAGAUGCUGUGCCGAGCACAGUUAGUGGAGUUAGGAGUAUUAAUAAACGAGAUUAUUAUUUUGUUUUCAAAGGAAAUAUGCUGAAUGGUGAAUAUAGAGACACAAAGCAAUACAAUUGCACAUCCUUUCGUAUAUGCGUGCUACCGGAUCAAAGCGCGCACGAUAAUAAGAUAAUUUCGAUUCUCGUCGGUGUAUGUUGAUAUUUUUAAAAAUUAAUGAGUACUGGCAGCUACAAAAUAGUCGUAUUAAUUAUACUGUCUUUAAUAUUUAUACUACGGUUAAUAUGAAUACUUAAAGUUGAAAUCGAAGAAACAGUGAUGGAAGGAUUAAAGGAACGAAAUGACUUUGAAUAAUCGUAUUAAUUAUACUAUUUAAUUAUAGUUACAUUAUAGUUAAUAAUGGCUAUUUAAAGUCGCUGAUACUUAUAGAAAUAUCAACAACACGAAAAGGAUUAAAGCUAAUAUUUUUGCUGAAGAGAUAAGGAAAUAUCGAAGGUUUUCUAUAAAGUGCUUCAUGCAUUGAUAUCGCUGUUGCGUGUUCGAACAGAACGCAUUUGAAAGAAAGUCUGUAUUCCUCGAAUAUUUGGAAUGUAAUUCAAAUGAAAUUUUGAUUUAGAAUAGCCUUUGUUUAAUUACAUCACAUGUGUUGUAAGUCAUCGUAAAACAGAAAGCGUUGAAUGUAUACGAAUGACGAGAAUACAGAUCGAUUUGUGAUACAGUAAUAAAUUCAACACGAAUAGGAAUCAGCACAGUGAAUUGUGCUAAUUGCGCGAUGAAAAUACGAUCUUGUUGAAUAUGCGUUUAUUUUAAGCGGUACUGUUUAUGAUAAUAGCGGAGUUCGUCGCUACUUGUUUUAAUUAUCGAGUAACGUUAUUCGCGAUAAUAGUGGCGAUAAAUGAAUAUCUCCUGCAAUUGUUAAAACAUCAUUGCUAUAUAAUUGUUAUAAAUGUUCCUCGAUAAUUAAAAGAUAUGAGAACGCGAAGAUACCGCUAAUGCGGUACAAAAAGUACCACUGCAGAAUCCAAAACAAGUCCGAUAUAUACGCGCACACUUCAUGCUUUCUGCAAUGAUAUUGCAGCGCAUGAUCAAACGUGUAUAUUUAAUGUCAAUUCAGGAUAAAAAGUAAUCAACCGAAUGCCUGUACGUCUAGAAUAAGUUUAAGAUAAGGACGUGGAGUAAGGAUACUGUAAUACAGUACUGUAAAGUGAGACAUAAUUGUACUGUAAAGUGAGACAUAAUUGCUAUAGCAAGAUAAAAACAUGACAAGUGUCUGCAAAACUAUUUUUUUGCAAGAGUAUAUAGAGGAAAUAAUCGCUUCAUAAAUGGAUUCAGAUUCUGUUCUGAUUUCAGUUAUGACUUAAAAAUUAUAUUCCAGUUAUGACUUAAAAAUGAUUAUGAUAUAUUCCUUUAUAGUUCUAAUUAGCGAUGCUUCUUCAAGCGUCUGAUAUAAAAGAAUCGGAUACCAUACUUGCAAAACAUUUUAGUGAGAUAUAUUAGUAUAUUUGAUGUUCUCAAUCAUUUCCUGGAUUAGAGAUGAGGCUGAGUAAACUUACAUGGUUUACUUUGGUCAUACCUGAUGAUAUCUUGCUUAGACUUUCUUCCAAGGCCUUUUUAAACUCAUCUGUCGCUUCAUUGUAUUGUAUUGUUAAUACGUCAUUUUAUGAUAUCGUGCGAAUAUACGUAAGAAAUACAUUACUUCGUUAAGAUUUUAUCCGAUACAUUAAGAUUGUAAAGCAUAAUCACAGUUAAGUAAGUUACAUUCGGAUUGCAUUUCAGUGUCAAAGAAAACGAGCGGUCGUAUUAGAUGACGAAUGAUUUCCAUGUCGAUCGGACAUUGCCGUCACAUCUGCCGAUGGUUUGCGAAAUCUGGUUUUGCGAAACCAAAGCGCGACAUCGCGGAUCCAAAUCUUAUCAUUAACAUGACAUAAUAAGAACAUAAUAUUUUAUUGAGUGUGUACGUUCAUGUCCGGAAUAUCUCGUUGAACGUCGUUUAUCGUCGUUUAGAUCACUUAUAUUCACUUUUUGCUUAGAGUAAAUCUUUAGUCUAAAUCCAAUCAUAUAAGCUUGCGAAACAAUGAUCGCAUCGGUCGCAAUAUAGUCGCAAGUCGCUGUACCUCAGAAAGACUGUUUAUUUUAAACGGUAUACCAAUAUACCUUCUUUUUUUUAUUGUAUGCACAUUUAAGAGAUGGUUUAAAAACCGUAAUACAUGCAUCAUAUAACAUUAUUAUUGUACCUAUCAUCAAAUGUAACACUAAAAACACAUUAUUAUAUUACGGUGAUAAUAUAACCAAUGUUUGAUUUUCCUUUUUUUAAA